This is a messenger RNA of Melopsittacus undulatus (budgerigar), 1170 nucleotides long. It is a transcript of the gene RAB25, whose product is annotated as RAB25, member RAS oncogene family. NCBI's taxonomy places the organism in Eukaryota, Metazoa, Chordata, Aves, Psittaciformes, Psittaculidae. Gene Ontology annotation, cellular component: recycling endosome; Golgi apparatus. The coding region runs from base 170 to 811 and encodes 213 amino acids. Gene Ontology annotation, molecular function: GTP binding; GTPase activity. The transcript is spliced from 5 exons. The record is from RefSeq and is a predicted model, not a curated record. Gene Ontology annotation, biological process: exocytosis.
AGUGUCCCAUGGGUGACAUUACCUGCCCGACCUGCGCUGCGGCACCGGUCCCACCCCUUGAGUCAGGCGGUUGCGCUCGCACCGCAAAGGAAACUUUGCUCCUUCCUCCCGUCGGUGCCUCCGGGAGCCGCCGGCUUCGGGAAGCAGGGAACGGAGCGGCCGGGGCGCCAUGGGCAGCGCCGAGGAGGAUUAUAACUUCGUCUUCAAGGUCGUCCUGAUCGGGGAGUCUGGGGUGGGCAAAACCAACCUGUUGUCCCGUUUCACCCGCAACGAGUUCAACCACGACAGCCGCACCACCAUCGGCGUGGAGUUCUCCACCCGCAGCAUCCUGGUGGGAGACUCCGUGGUGAAGGCUCAGAUCUGGGAUACAGCCGGGCUGGAGCGGUACCGUGCCAUCACCUCCGCGUAUUACCGGGGGGCUGUGGGUGCCCUGGUUGUCUUUGACAUCACCAAGCACCAGACAUACGAUGUGGUGGAGCGGUGGCUGAAGGAGCUCUAUGACCAUGCUGAGCCCAGCAUCGUUGUCAUGCUGGUGGGGAACAAGACGGACCUGGCACAGGCUCGGGAGGUGCCCAUGGAGGAGGCAAAAAUGUUUGCAGACAACAACGGGCUGUUGUUUGUGGAGACCUCCGCGCUGGAUUCCACCAACGUCGAGCAGGCGUUUGAGACCAUCCUGACGGAGAUCUUCCGCAAGGUGCAGCAGCAGAAGCAGAGGAGCAGCCAAACCAACACGGUGGCUCUGGGCAGCGGCAGCCCCGGCAGCACGGCCGCAGCGCAGGAGGAGAAGCGCCCGUGUUGUGUGGCCAUCUGAGGUGUGCAGGACCCCCAGGGCACCGCAGUGAUGCAGAGCUGGGUCUGCCAGGACACCCUGCCCAGCCAUGGGAGCCUCUGCUGUGACCGCAUCCAGCCCCGGUGCUGCUCCUGUGGGGCCAUGUCCUGAGGAUGUGGGUGUCCAUGCACACGUCUCCAUCCCAAGCCCUAAGGAGCCAAGUGGCAGCGCUCAGCCCCUUGGCACAGCUCUGUCCCCAUCCUAUGCGUGGGAUGAGCAUGAUGGCAGGAGCCAGGGAAGGUGCCUCCUGGCUGCACGGUGCAGAGCCGGUGCUGGGGCCCGGGAGCAGCUCCGUGUCCAGCGCAAUGGUGACACCAUCAUUAAAGGACUUGUGAAAGGCA